Molecule: messenger RNA, 9697 nt
Organism: Pseudophryne corroboree (corroboree frog)
Lineage: Eukaryota; Metazoa; Chordata; Amphibia; Anura; Myobatrachidae
Gene: KCP
Product: kielin cysteine rich BMP regulator
Exons: 53
Coding region: 673-7656 (2327 amino acids)
Biological process (GO): positive regulation of BMP signaling pathway
Cellular component (GO): extracellular region
Molecular function (GO): protein binding
Source: RefSeq, a predicted model, not a curated record
GGAAAAAAGUUUAUUAAAAGUAUACUCUGUCUUCCUGACUUAUUACAAAGGGUCUUCAGCCUAACCAUACAGGGAGGUAUUGGCUCGGCCCCUAAUGAGCAGGAGGAGUCUGAGACUGACACUUGCAGGGCAUUCUGUCGGUGCCGUCCUGUGUCCCCGCACUAAUAAGAAACGAAUGAUUGUAUGUCACCUCUAAGGACAAGACUCUGUUCCGCCUCAUGUAAGUAGAGCGUGCCGGAGGCAGGACCCUUCCCCUACUCUGCACAGACUUCCAGGUGAGGUUGCUCCGUCCUGUACCAGGGCAGAAGUCCUCAGAGUAGAAGCAUCAGCGCUAUAGGUGCCCUAGGACAAGGCAGCGGUCCUGCAGACUGGCUUCUUCUGCACAGCAGGUCCCCUGAGCUCUCUCUUCCCCCAUGCACCAGUACAUGGCAUUGGCGGCCGCUUAUAUGAUGGUGAUAGUAGGGAAGUACUCGCUGCUGUGAAAUGCAACAGAGUGCCUUUCAUGUUGCUUCAUUUGUUUGAGCAGUGAUACGAUACCAUUCAGGUCUUAGCCUAUGCCACUUUACUAGCACAACCGUAAGUGUUAAUGGAACGCUCCUACUAUUAGAACGCUCAGCAGUCUGAUCCUGGCAUGUGCUGGAGAGUUGCUCAACUGAUGCUCUAGUCUACACCAUGCUGUCACCAGGAUGGACUCUUUUUCUGCCAAUUCUCUUAAAGGCUGUUUGCUCCCAAGAACAAGCUCAUCACGAUCUGGAGCUUCCUCUGCAGUACUACGAUGACAAUGUUAUUGAUCUCUUGGAAGCUCUGAAUGUGACUCGUUCUAUCAAAGGAGUCGUCAAAUCCAAAGGUCGUGACCCGGGUUCUCCUGCCUGGAAAUUUCGAACACGUGUUCCUCACUUAACUCUCCCUUGGGAUUAUUCUGUCUACCUUCUAUCCAGUACACAGGGUUCUAUUGGCCUACAUUUUGUAGCCAAACAAGCCAAGAACAACCAAGGGACAUUGCUGACAUUUCUUUCUCCAGCAGCCACAAAGAGAGAUGGUCAUCCUCUUUUACGUUUAGUCUCCGACACUAAAGCAAAUAACUUGCGUUUAGAGUACCGCUCCCCACAGACCAUGGAACCAGCCUCUCUGCUGCUUCCAGGUGGCUCUCCGUUUUCUGGUUCCAAAUGGACAAGGCUUGCAAUGAACCUUGACACACACAAGGUUACAAUCUUCCUGGAUUGUGAGGAGCCAGUUGUGUUUGGAAAGGAGGGAGAAGAUGAGUUGCUCAGCCUUAUUCUUCCCCUGGAUCUUGAGAUCAGUUUUGCAAGUACUCCAGGGAGCAAAGAGAGCAAAUUUCUGGGUUACUGGCAAACAGCUGAGAUUUCCCCAACCGGAUUCUCCCGCAGACCCUGGCACUGUGAGAACCGCGCAGACUCUCUCCCUCUUCCUUAUUCCUUGUCGGAGGAGCGGCACAUGGAUGAUGAAGAUGUACCCAGGCAGCCUAGAGCUCCAGACUUGUCUGACACACACCAUUACCAGCAGCAGCAGAGUGAGGCUCCCUCAAUUCCCCUCUCACAGGAAGAAAGGAUGCGUAGGCUGGAGGAACUGGUACAGAGUCUGACCAACAUGUUGGACAUGGUGAAAACUCAGAAUGUUGACCUCCAGACAAGGGUAAAAGCUCUGGAGAGCUGUGAAUGCCGUCGACCCUCCUGUUUAUGGGAAGGAAAAGAGUACCAGGAUAGCGAGACCUGGAAGAAAGACACGUGUAACAUCUGCGUGUGUGUGGGCGGCUCAGUAAAAUGCUCACUGCGCAAGGACUGGCCUCAGUGUCUGACUUGCACUUAUGAGGGGAGGACUUACAAAAACAAAGAAACAUUUUCCAUAGGUUCCUGCAAUUCAUGUGCCUGUCAGGAUGGAGAGGUAACCUGUGUCCAAAAGAUAUGUCCGCCAGUGGCCUGUAGUGACCCAGUGACACCACCCAGGGAGUGCUGCCCGCGCUGUAUAACAGGCUGUUCUGAUGGUCACCGGGAGGGCGACACCUGGAAGAAAGACCCGUGUAUAAGCUGUACUUGUCAGAAUGGAACAGUCCAGUGUGUGAGAGAGCGCUGCCCAGACCUGACAUGCUUGAGGAGAUCUAUCCCACCGGGUCAGUGCUGUGCUGUCUGCCAGCAAGGAUGUGAAUACGAGGGCCUGGCAUACAGAAAUGGGGACUACUUCCUUUCACAGAGUAAUUUUUGUUUGAACUGUUCCUGCUUGAAUAAUCUGGUGAGAUGUUUACCUGUUCAGUGUCCAGUAGCUGCUUGCAGCAAUCCAGUACCGACCCCCGGCCAGUGCUGCCCCACCUGCCCAGUGUGUGACUUCAAUGGGCGUCCCUUAUUACCUGGCCAGAACGUUACCACCACUGACGGAUGCCAUCAUUGCAUAUGUCAGGAUGGUGACGUCAGAUGCACGGAUGCUGUACGUUGUCCUCAGACCUGUACUCAUGGUGUGAAACGUGGUUCAUGCUGCCCAGAUUGUUCAGCCUGUGACCUGCAAGGUGAUAUUAUACCCAAUGGAGUCACAUUUCAGGGUAAUGGUGAUCCAUGUGACAGCUGUAUGUGCCAGAAUGGUAAUGUGAAUUGUAUACGAGUGUCUUGUCCGAAGUUAACUUGUGUUCUGCAAGAAGAAGUUCCUGGGGAAUGUUGUAAGAGUUGUCAAGGCUGCAUUGAUGGGACAGUCACACGCAGACAUGAGGAGGAAUGGAGACCACAGGGGGAGCCGUGUCAUAGUUGCCGUUGUAUGGAGGGCAAAGUUCAGUGUAGAAAACGUCACUGUGCCUCUCUGUGCAGAAACCCCGCACCUCCCAGACCAGGAACCUGCUGCCCUGUGUGUGACGGCUGUUCUUAUACUGGUCGAACUUAUCACAACGGUCAAGUAGUAAGAAGCUCUGAUUCCUGUGCCCGCUGCUUGUGUGAGAAUGGAAAUGUCCAAUGUAGUCCUAUACCGUGUAGCCCAACACAGUGUAGAAACCCUGUCCGGAAGCCAGGAGAGUGCUGCCCAAGGUGUGAAGGAUGUGAGUUUGAUUCUCGGACAUAUGGUGAAGGUGAUGUGUUCACAGCUGCACAUGACCCCUGUCUCAGCUGCACGUGUAUGGCCGGAGAGGUUUCAUGUGAUCACCUGGACAGGCGGUGUACUCCUACGCAGUGCAGUCACCCAGGCAAAGCCAAGGGACAAUGCUGCCCAACCUGUGAAGUUUGUGACUUUGAGCGCACAAUAUACUUUGAUGGACAGACGUUCCAGCCCCGGGGACAUGGGCCCUGUCUUCAAUGCAGCUGCACAAAAGGACAUGUGCGCUGUGCAGAGGAGACCUGCCCACCAAUAUCCUGCCCAAACCCAGUGAGAGACCCAGAUAAAUGUUGCCCAGUCUGCAAAGUCUGUGUGCAGGAUGGGGUAGAAUUCUUGGAGGGAGUAGAGUGGGAGCCGGAAGGUGACCCAUGUAGCAGCUGUGCUUGUCUAAAUGGUGACACAGUGUGUGGGGUGAGUCAGUGCCCCCCACUGUCCUGUCUUCACCCAACCCACAAUGAAGGUGAGUGCUGUCCGGUGUGUGAUGUAUGCACCUACAACCAGCAAGUGUACAGCAAUGGAUUGGACUUCACAGACCCAGAUAACCCAUGCCAGAACUGCUAUUGCCAGGAUGGUACAGUCCACUGUACCCCUAUUGUGUGUCCCCCUCUAGCUUGCUCCAGACCAGAGAAGAAGCCUGGCCAAUGCUGUGCCACAUGCCCAGAAUGCAGAUACCAUGACAGUAGCUUCCUAGAUGGAGAACAUUUCUCCAACCCAAUCAAUCAGUGCCAGGAAUGUGGAUGCCAGAAUGGACAUGUGACCUGUGCAGACAGAGGGUGCCCAGGACCUCAGUGUUCAUACCCACUGCCAGGAACCUGCUGUAACAAUAACUGCAAUGGUUGUAACUAUGCUGGUAAAGAAUAUCCCAACGGUGCAGAUUUCCCUCACCCUACCGACAAGUGCCGACAGUGUCACUGCAUUAAUGGUAAUGUGCAGUGUCUGACGAAACGAUGUCCUCCUCUACUUUGUGCUGAGCCAUUCCCAGUUCCGGGAGAAUGCUGCCCGCAAUGCCCAGUGCCACCAGCUGACUGCCCCUACUCUGGAAUCAGUUACAGACACAUGCAACGUUUCUAUGAUCCAUCAGACAAAUGUCGUGACUGUAUCUGUAAUAAUGGCACUGUGACCUGCCAACGCAAGCCCUGUGCCCCUAUACCCUGCACCCAUCCUCUUCAGGGAGACUGCUGCCGAUCCUGUGAUGGUUGUCUUCUAUCAGGAAAAGAGCUCGCUAAUGGUGAGCAGUUCCCAGAGACAUCUGAUCCCUGCAAAAUGUGUGUUUGCUGGGAGGGGAGUGUGAAUUGCCAGCUUAAGACAUGCCCUGUCCUCCAUUGCCCCUAUCCAGCUCCUGGUCAGUGCUGCAAAGAGUGUCAAGAUUGCCAGUAUCUGGGUGAGGUGUACCUGAAUGGCCAAGAGUUUUCAUCCCCGCAGGAUUCGUGUAGUCGAUGUGUCUGUGCCGAUGGUUUUGUCACCUGUAACAAAAAGCCUUGUUAUAAACCCGGCUGUACUCAUCCUAGUACCCCACCAGGAAACUGCUGCCCUGUCUGUGAUGGAUGUUCAUAUAAUGGCGUGGAACUGAUUAAUGGCCAAGCUAUCCCUGACCCUUCUAUCCCAGCUUGUUCGGAGUGUACCUGCAGAGUUGGAUCUGUGCAAUGUAUCCGCAAGAUGUGUCCGCUAACAACAUGCCCACACCCUGUGAUUGGAUCUUGUGACUGCCCACUAUGCCAGGGAUGUCAUUUUCAGGGCCAUAACUUUCUGGAUGGUGAGACUUUCACAUCUCCACAGAGUGAAUGUGAGCAAUGCCGCUGUAUGAGAGGACAUAUUACCUGUGGUCCUCGGCCCUGUGAUAAGGUGAAUUGCCCUCACCCAGGAGAGGAUCCUUGCAUGUGCCCUGUAUGUGAUGGAUGUAACUAUAAUGGUCGUGACUGUAUCAAUGGAGAGAGCUUCCCGGACCCUGAAGAUGAGUGCAGUCGCUGCUCAUGCAGGAAAGGAGAGGUGUCCUGUGUGUCUGUGCCUUGUCCACGUGUGUCAUGUUUACAUCCAGUGACUCCACCAGGGGAGUGUUGCCCACGCUGCAUGGGAAUAUGUAAGCACAAUGGACGGACCUUCCAGAAUGGAGAGAAGUUCCAGCAACCUGAAGACAUUUGUAACCAGUGUACCUGUAGGAAUGAAAUGGUGACAUGCCAGCGUGUUCUGUGUGCCCAAGAUUGCAGUCAUCCAGUGCCCUCUGUGCCACCCUCUUGCUGUCCUGUGUGUGAUCGUUGCUUCUAUGAAGGAAAAGAAUACUCUAACAGGCAGACAUUUUCAUCUUUAUCUGAUCCAUGCCUCCGCUGUGUGUGUCUGGAAGGCAGUGUCACAUGUACCCAUGUAGUUUGUCCUCAAGUCUACUGUGCCAGCCCCGUUACAAAGCCUGGUCAAUGCUGCAAAGAAUGCCCAGUGUGUCGAUAUCAAGGGAAAGAAUACAGUGAUGGUGCACGCUGGGUGCCCCCGUCAGACCCAUGUCUGCAGUGUACAUGUUCAGCAGGAAGUGUACAGUGUGAGCCUCCUACAUGUCCCCCUCUGCCGUGUACCCAGCAGGUGACAGACCCUGGGGCUUGCUGUCCACGCUGCAGAGGCUGUGUAUAUAAUGGCCGCGAAUACAAAGACAACAGUAACUGGGUUUCCAGUGUGGACCGCUGCAUGACCUGCAUGUGUGUAGAUGGAGUUACUACCUGCUCCAUGUUACAGUGCGUCACAUCCUGUACUAACCACAUAACACUGCCUGGAGAGUGCUGCCCAUUUUGUGCAGACUGUAAAUCUAAUAGAAGAGUGUAUGUUCCUGGUGACAGCUUUCAUCCAUCAGAUGACCCCUGUGAGAUCUGUACAUGUGAGCGCUUACCAGAUGGUCGCCAGUAUAGACGCUGCAGCAGAAAGCAGUGUCCCAGCCUCUUGGACUGUCCCCGGAGCCAUAUCUUGCCACCAGCAGUGGGUCAAUGCUGUGCCAGCUGUGCCCAGGCUCUGAGCAAUUGUACAGAUUUACUGGUGGGAAGCGAGAUACAGGCCAUCAAUGAUCCUUGUUACACCUGCAUGUGCAAGGAUUUAACAUGGGUAUGUGAGCAUAAAGCAUGCCCUGUCCUGAGCUGCCCUCGAUCAGAGCAGAUCACGCAUUCUGGAUCAUGUUGCCCAGCCUGUAAAGAAUGCGUGGUUGAGCUUGAAGGAAGACGGGUUCCCAAUGGAGAGACUUGGACAGACGGACUAGAUCCCUGUAUCACAUGCACAUGUACUCUGGGACAUGUUGACUGUGAAAUACAGGAAUGCCCUCCUACGCAGUGCCAACAAGGGGAGCUGAGAGUCAGGACACCUGGGACAUGCUGCCAUGUCUGUCAGGCUCCCGCUGUAGCCUGCUGGUAUCAAGGCCAGAGGUACUUGUCUAAUGAGCAUUGGCAGGUGGAUGAAUGUACAGCCUGUACCUGUGUUUCCGGGGAGGUGCACUGCCACAGUGAAAGGUGUCCCCAAGUCUCCUGUACUGCCGAUGAGACUCCAGCACUGAUCCCUGGCAUGUGUUGCCCCCAUUGCAUCCCUCGCCCAGCCACCUGCAUUGCUUUUGGAGACCCACACUACAGGACCUUCGAUGGUAAGAUGUACCACUUCCAAGGUAGCUGCACCUAUGUCUUAAGCGAAGACUGUGAAGGAGGAGACUUCAGUGUUCAUGUGACAAAUGAUGACCGUGGACAGCGUGGCGUGUCCUGGACUAAGGAAGUGACUGUACUGAUUGGGGAUGCUGUGGUCCAGCUUCUUCAAGACUGGGUGGUGGUGGUUGAUUACCAGACUGUAGAGCUGCCUUUCCUAAAAGAACCUUAUAUAUACAUUGAGAGAAAGACAAACACCAUUCUGCUGAACAGUAACAUUGGAGUGAAGGUACAAUGGAAUGGGCGUUCUCACCUGGAGAUCAGUGUCCCUGGGACAUAUCGGGACCACCUCUGUGGUCUCUGUGGAAAUUUUAACAAUUACCCUCAGGACGAUCUGCGUGACCGCAGAGGGCAGAUUCUUCUGUCUGAGGCUGCUUUUGGAAACAGCUGGAGGGUUCAAAGUGGCAAUGACACCACCAGUGGGUGCUGGGAUGGGCAAGAUGUGGAUCCCUGUAAACAGGCUGGAUAUCGUGCCAGAAAGGAAGCCAACGAGCGCUGCAAAUUACUGAAGAAAAGUGUGUUUGAGCCAUGUCACAGAGUGGUCCCUCCUGAGAUGUUCUUUGCAUCAUGUGUGUACGAUCUGUGUGCCUGUGGUGCAGGAGAUGAGUGUCUCUGUGAUGCUCUAGAAGCCUACGCAUCAGAGUGCCGAGAGGCUGGUGUCAUCUUACAGUGGCGAUCUCCAGCUCUAUGUGCUGUCGGCUGCCCUCAUGACAGAGGUUACGUGUUUGAUGAAUGCGGCCCUCCUUGCCCCAAGACCUGCUUUAAUAAAGAUGUUCCUCUGGGAGUUCUGGAGUCUCACUGCUUUAAGCCAUGUGUUCCCGGGUGUCAAUGUCCAGCAGGACUGGUAGAACAUGAGUCCCACUGCAUCCCUCCUGAGUCCUGUCCGAAGAUCAUACAUGGAAACCUGUGAGAACAGGGGGACCAGCAUACAUGAAUAUGAAUGUGUAAACCAGAGCUAUUCUACAGUAUAUAUCUGUGGAGAAGAAUCGCUUAUAGACUGUUGUGGCCACAGCGUGGACAGGUUAUGUCAACCGCACUCAUCACAUUUCUGUUGUCAGUUCACAUAAUAUUCCCAUGUCUUUUCCUUCUUCUCUUUCACCAACUUUCUACAUUUCUAGAAUAUUAGCCAAAAUGUCGAUUCUGGAGGAGAUGGAAGAAACAGAGCAAGACGUGCACAGAUUUGUAUAGCAUUAUUUUAUUAUGCCACAUGAAAAUAAAAUUGUGAUUGGGUCAGAAGCUAGAAAAGCUCUUGCACUGGAUUUCAUUUAUCUGAAAUUGUUUCACUACUAUUUUGUUCACUAUUUAAAAACCAAGAAGAGUAUAAACUAUUUUUUAGAGUAAAAUGUACCCAAUGUUGUAUGCAGGUGAAUAGGUGUUUCAUUUCCCAUCUUUGAUCUCAGGAAAUGUAAUCAGUGCGCCGCAAAGCCUGGUUAGAGUCAACGGAAGACAAGUAAUAAUGGUAUUAAAGAGAAAUCGGCUGCAUCUAUAUUUCCUUCCUGUUACUUUAAUGAACCGUUUCAUAUGCCAGGGAAAUGUAUGUUUUCUAAGAUGAAUGAACUUUGGUUUGUUUGUUUAUUUCUUCUUUUACAACAGUGGAUAUAACAUAUUGUUUUAAAGAAUCGUGGGGAAAUGGAACAUGCAAUAUUCACAUAAAGGUGCAUUUUUAGAGAGAAUCCUGCAAAAUAGUUUCAGAGCAGCACUCUGAUUUCUUCCCUAAAAAGAGUCUGACCCUUACUUUUCUACUGAACCUUGCCCGAUAAAACUUCCCUAGCUGGGCAUAACACUAAACAGUUAAUAAUAGAAACCUAAAGAAGCUACAGAUGGCAUUGUUCGAAAUUUCAAUACAUUCCAUGCUAACACAAUUACCAGUACUUUCUUUGAAAAGAACUGCACAUAAAGAUUUAUCUAUACAGUGACAUUUUCUAAACAGCCCCAAUGAUUUGUUAGAUGUGUAUGGGAAAGAAGACACGUUGAUUGAAAUCAGCAGAUGAGAUGGUAACCCUACGAUGAUCAUUUCCAAGGCAUAAAAUGGGCAAUGCACAGUACAAAAUCCUCUAUGAUAGUGCUUUCUGCCAAGUGCACUAGAUUUCCGGUUUAUAUCCGCCAACUGGAAGAUCUGAAGUAAGGACGUUCCUUGCAAUGCAUAAAGUAGGCACAUACUGUAAGUGCACUGAGCUUUGCUGAGCAGUUCACAAAAGAGAUUACAAUCCGUGGAGCGAAAUCAUUGAAAAGGGGAAAAGUGGUAGAUAGGAUGUAUAUUUAUUGGUGUCUCCUAGCUGUGCAGGCCAGUGCACAGCCAAUUUCAGUCUCUAACAAGACGUAAUAUGUGCACCAGCUCUUAGCUGGCAAAGACUGGGGGGGGGUGUAUUAUAAUAGGGUACACAUUUGUAAAUGUACACAUUUUAUCUUGGAUUUUGAAGCAUUAUUUAAAGUAUCUUUUAAAAAAAAAAAAGGAAAACCUGGUAACCUAGUUUGCUUCUAGAAAUAUUGCUGUAUAUCCAGCUGCACAACAGCAGUAACGUUGUAACAUUUACAAACGUAUACCCUUUACUUUCCCCCUGUAUCUUAUCCUAUAAGGGAAUGCAUCUUGCGUUGUCCACUUGAAUCAUUAUUUAUAAUCACACUUUGCAUGGUUAUCUAGUAUGGGACUCACACAAUUCUGUUAGUUGAGCAAGAUGUUGACUAGAAAUAAAUUGUAGAUGGGAUUCUCAUUUACAAGCAUUGGCACAGGAAGUAGCUUUACCUUACUGUGAGAGGAACAUGGGCUCACACCUGCUGCUCACUAGUUCCCCUACAUUCGUGAAAACCACUGUUUUUUUAUACGUAUAGAUUUCUAUAUUUAUAUAUCCACUUUUAUGACUUUGUAUUCACAAGAUUAUGCCAUGUCCUGAUUUAUAUUUAUUGUUCUGUAUGCGAUAAUUAAUAAAGAUGGUUUUAGUUCUGUUUCAGAA